CGCAGACGCACAGAUUGGAGGGCUGUCGGUGGUUGUGGCCAGGGCACUCAGUCCAAAUAAUUUGACUAAAAGAGACUGCUCACGAACAAGGGGAGGCGUGGGACCAAAGUUAACAUGUAAAGGAAGUGGAAAAAGUUAAACAACGCAAUCAACGUAAGCUUCUGCUUUUAUGAAGAAUCAUCAGAGAGCUGGUGAACCCACAGACCCCCUGGGACCCUCCCCGCCCCGCUAGCGUGAUCGGAGCUGCUGUCUUCUCGCCGUCGUACCCCGGGAUCCGUCCUCUGUUGGAGAAGAUGUUCCCGGCCACCUCCGGACCCCGCAGCGCGUCGUCAUUCUGAACCCCAUCCUCCUCACAUUACACCGUCUGGGUUGUUUCUGGCCAACGCAGCAUUCCAUGGAGCACAUAUCCCCGGAUUGUGAUUACAUUUUGAUAGCUGAUCCGAUUUUGCUGCUUUAAUUUGCAUUCUAACUGACGAUUGGCCCUCGCCUUGGGAAGCCACUCCCUCUCGCCUAACUCCUCAUCAUCUCAGUGGCGACAGGCCUCUGUCGGCUCUCACUUCCUGUCCUCACAGCCACUUUAGGAAGGCCUCGCCCUCCUCAGUGAUUGGACCUAUUUUUUUAAUCGACCAAUCGACCUUCAGCUCGGGGAGCGGCCAGUCGGUUUCGCUGUCUGACAUGGAGGCGCCCAUCUACGCCACGGGCAUCGCGGCCAAGCUCAGGAGCCAAUGGGAUCGCGACGACGGCCUGGGCCAGAACCACAAGGCGGUGAAGUUCCUGGGGCAGGACUACGAGUCGCUGAAGGCCAGCUGCGCCCGGCGCCGGGGCCUGUUUGAGGACCCCCUGUUCCCCUGCGCCCCCUCCUCGCUGGGCUUCGACGAGCUGGGGCCCCGCUCGGCCAAGACCUCGGGUGUCCGCUGGAUGAGGCCCACGGAGGUUUGCCGGAAUCCCAAGUUCAUUAUGGAUGGAGCCACCCGCACAGAUAUCUGCCAGGGGGGUCUUGGUAAGUCACCACGAACGUCCCGCAACAUUCCUGUCAACUGGUUGGCCGGGUCAACCACAUGACUCAGCGAUAAAGAGGGCCGCAUGGGCCUGAUAAGAAAAAAUAGAAAUACAUUUUGUCUGUCAUCGUGGAAGAUGAAGCGACCGAAAGAGGGAGUAUACGUUUCUUGCAAAACAUGCACCCUCGUGAAAGUCUGAGAAAUGUGUUGUUACUGGCACACGAAGACUUUUACAAGACAGAACAAAGAGUAAAAAUCCAGUUUGGAAAGAAAGCCUGAAGCUUUCAGGGUGACUCAGUUGGAUUAACUGAAGGACUCGUGAACGGGGAAAGGUUGAUAUGUUUAUAAAUUAAUCAUUAGGUUCUCCGUCAAGAAACCCCCUUACCGGAGGACUUUUUGGAC
Messenger RNA from Gadus macrocephalus (Pacific cod), 1400 nucleotides. RefSeq names its product calpain-1 catalytic subunit-like. Gene Ontology annotation, cellular component: cytoplasm. The transcript is spliced from 3 exons. Gene Ontology annotation, biological process: proteolysis. The record is from RefSeq and is a predicted model, not a curated record. NCBI's taxonomy places the organism in Eukaryota, Metazoa, Chordata, Actinopteri, Gadiformes, Gadidae. Gene Ontology annotation, molecular function: calcium-dependent cysteine-type endopeptidase activity. The coding region runs from base 676 to 1062 and encodes 128 amino acids.